UUUAAAAAAAAAAAAAAACAUCAACCUGAAAACAAGAACAAGUUGCUCUUUCUUCAGAAAAUCACUUUAUUUCAUCAAGUUUACAAUCAAGUUUAUUGGACAGAUCAGUGUCUGUCCUGUGAUUGGUGGCUUCCUGUCCAACAGGAAGUUGUAAACAGAGUUUAAAAGCUGCUGUAGGGCAGCAGACGUUCACAGGAAGCUGGACCAGCAAUGGCUCUGCUGAAGGUUCUGCUGCUGCUGCUGCUGCUGGGGCUGGGUGAGUCGGACACACUGGAGACACUGGAGACACUGGACACACUGGAGACACUUCCACUGGUUCCAGGGAGGCUGCUGCUCUCUGUGACUCUCAAACUUCCCUCUGAUUCUGUUUCAGACUGAAACUUCUUUGCAUAUAAAGUGUGAUGCGUUUUAAUCUUUAACUGUUUAUCCCUUUUCUGUCCCAGCAGUCAUGCUUGCACCUGAUUUCUGAGUAAAGUCCUCCUUUUUCCUCUUCAGGCGUCUCAGUGAACUCAGAUGUUUCUCUGCAGAAGAGAAUCAUUGGCGCUCAUGACUAUGACGACACAUAUUGUUCUCCUGCGGCGCAGCAAAGGUACAGAAAGGUUCCGCUGUGGAGGAUCUCUGAUCCACUCUGAGUGGAUCCUGACUGCAGCUCACUGCUGGAAGUCGGAGCCAGGCUGGACUAACGUAGCGAUGUUAAAAGUUCAUCCACGGUCUGCUGGGCAGCAGGAUCAAGUAAUCCGUCACGAUCCUGUGGUGUACACUCGCCACGGCCAGCGGCAUGACAUCAUGUUGCUGAAGCUUCAGACACCGGUAACAGAUGUCCCACCUGCUCAGCUACCAAGAUGCAAUAAUCGUCUUAAAAAAGACGAUGUUGUUCAGCUGGCAGGAGAGGGAGCAACGACCACCGGCCCCAAUAAUCAGCGAUUAACCAAACUUCCUCCUGUUCCAUCACAUCUUCAGUGUGUCGACAUGAAAGUUGAUGCUGUUUCCCGCUUCAUGCCGAGACACGGGCAUAUAUUUCUUACUUCAGCACCGAACAAGGAUGCAUGUAUUGGCGACUCUGGUGGAGCAGUGGUGUACAACAACAUGAUUUAUGGUGUAAUUUGUUUAGGCGGAAGCGCUCCAUGUCAGAAACCAACUGUAAUCAUAGAUGUGUGUCAAUACAUGGACUGGAUAAAACAAACAACUGGCCUUAAAUAAAACCCUCAUCAGAUUUCCUCUCAGAUGUAAUUUUGCAGUUGUACCUUCAUCAGUUUGUCCCACAUGUUUGUAGAAUUAGGAUAAAUUAAUAGUUGUUUUUUUUUUUCUGUCACCUGACCUUGACCUCCCUAAUGGAGAUUUC
This is a messenger RNA of Xiphophorus hellerii (green swordtail), 1342 nucleotides long. Its product is annotated as cationic trypsin-3-like. Gene Ontology annotation, molecular function: serine-type endopeptidase activity. The record is from RefSeq and is a predicted model, not a curated record. Gene Ontology annotation, biological process: proteolysis. Lineage: Eukaryota; Metazoa; Chordata; Actinopteri; Cyprinodontiformes; Poeciliidae. The coding region runs from base 514 to 1200 and encodes 228 amino acids. The transcript has 5 exons.